Molecule: messenger RNA, 951 nt
Organism: Nakaseomyces glabratus
Lineage: Eukaryota; Fungi; Ascomycota; Saccharomycetes; Saccharomycetales; Saccharomycetaceae
Gene: MRH1
Product: Mrh1p
Cellular component (GO): endoplasmic reticulum; plasma membrane
Source: RefSeq, a predicted model, not a curated record
AUGUCUUACGUUGACCUGUACAAGAGAGGCGGUAACGAGGCCGUCAAGAUUAACCCUCCUACCGGAGCUGACUUCCACAUCACCAGCCGUGGUUCCGACUGGGCAUGGGCUGUAUUCUGUGUAAUGUUCUUCUGCGCCAUCGUCAUGGUCUUGCUGAUGUUCAGAAAGACCGCUAACGACAGAUUGGCUUACUACACCGCCAUCGCCCCAUGUGUCUUCAUGGGUAUCGCAUACUUCACCAUCGCUUCCAACUUGGGUUGGAUCCCUGUCAGAGCCAAGUACAACCACGUCAGAACCUCCACCCAGCAACAACACCCAGGUGUCAGACAGAUCUUCUACGCUAGAUACGUCGGCUGGUUCAUGGCCUUGCCAUGGCCUGUCAUCCAGGCUUCCCUGAUGGGUAAGACCCCAAUCUGGCAGAUCGCCUUCAACAUCGCCAUGACCGAGGUCUUCACCGUCUGCUUCUUGAUCGCCGCCUGCGUCCACUCCACUUACAAGUGGGGUUACAUGACCAUCGGCUGCGGUGGUGCCAUCGUCGCCAUGAUCUCAGUCAUGACCACCACCAGACACUUGGUCAGAGCCAAGAAGGACGGUGAGCUAUGGAAGGGCUUCAACAUCUACUUCGGCCUCGUCAUGUUCUUCUGGGCUAUCUACCCAAUCUGUUUCGGUAUCACCGACGGUGGUAACGUCCUACAACCAGACUCCGCCUUGAUCUUCUACGGUAUCCUGGACAUUAUCCUAUACGCCUUCUUGCCUUGCCUGUGGGUCCCAAUCGCUUCCUACAUCGGCAUCAGCAACAUGGGCUACAACUUCUCCGACGCCGAAGCCGGUAUGACCACUUCUAACACCAUGGCCACCGUCGCUUCCCCAGCCAUGUCCCCAACCCCAAAGACCCCAAAGACCCCAAAGACCCCAGCCACCGGUAAGAAGGCUAAGAAGUCUAUGGCCUAA